This is a messenger RNA of Capsicum annuum, 959 nucleotides long. Its product is annotated as ribulose bisphosphate carboxylase large chain-like. Gene Ontology annotation, biological process: carbon fixation. Gene Ontology annotation, molecular function: ribulose-bisphosphate carboxylase activity; magnesium ion binding. The record is from RefSeq and is a predicted model, not a curated record. Bases 321 to 959 code for a protein of 212 amino acids. The transcript has a single exon. Lineage: Eukaryota; Viridiplantae; Streptophyta; Magnoliopsida; Solanales; Solanaceae.
UCCAUAUAUUUUCACAUUUAGGAUUUACAUAUACAACAUAUACCACUGUCAAGGGGGAAGUUCUUAUUAUUUAGGUUAGUUAGGUAUUUCCAUUUCAAAUAAAAAGGUAAAAAAUAAAAAUUGGGUUGCGCUAUAUAUAUGAAAGAGUAUACAAUAAUGAUGUAUUUGGCAAAUCAAAUACCAUGGUCUAAUAAUCAACCAUUUCGAUUAAUUGAUAAUAUUAGUAUUAGUUGGAAAUUUUCUGAACGAUUCCUAUGAAAAGUUUCAUUAACGCGUAAUUCGUGUCGAGUAGACCUUGAUGUUAUGAGAAUUCUUAAUUCAUGAGUUGUAGGGAGAGAUUUAUGUCACCACAAACAGAGACUAAAGCAAGUGUUGGAUUCAAAGCUGGUGUUAAAGAGUACAAAUUGACUUAUUAUACUCCUGAAUUCCAAACCAAGGAUACUGAUAUAUUGGCAGCAUUCCAAGUAACUCCUCAACAUGGAGUUCCACCUGAAGAAGUAGGGGCCGCGGUAGCUGCCGAAUCUUCUGCUGGUACAUGGACAACUGUAUGGACCGAUGGACUUACCAAUAUUGAUCAUUGCAAUGGGCGAUGCUACCGCAUCAAGCGUGUUGUUGGAGAAAAAGAUCAAUAUAUUGCUUAUGUAGCCUACCCUUUAGACCUUUUUGAAGAAGGUUCCGUUACCAACAUGUUUACUUCCAUUGUAGGUAAUGUAUUUAGGUUCAAAGCCCUGCGCGCUCUACGUCUAGAAGAUUUGCGAUUCCCUACUGCUUAUAUUAAAACUUUCCAAGGUCUGCCUCAUGGGAUCCAAGUUGAAAGAGAUAAAUUGAACAAGUACGGUCGUCCCCAGUUGGGAUGUACUAUUAAACCUAAAUUGGGGUUAUCUACUAAAAACUAUGGUAGAGCUGUUUAUGAAUGUCUUCACGGCGGACUUGAUUUUACCAAAGCGAUGAGAACGUGA